Pectinophora gossypiella (pink bollworm) is the source of this 1833-nucleotide messenger RNA. It is a transcript of the gene Cdk7, whose product is annotated as cyclin-dependent kinase 7. NCBI's taxonomy places the organism in Eukaryota, Metazoa, Arthropoda, Insecta, Lepidoptera, Gelechiidae. The record is from RefSeq and is a predicted model, not a curated record. The transcript has 7 exons. The coding region runs from base 183 to 1199 and encodes 338 amino acids. Gene Ontology annotation, molecular function: cyclin-dependent protein serine/threonine kinase activity; ATP binding; RNA polymerase II CTD heptapeptide repeat kinase activity. Gene Ontology annotation, biological process: positive regulation of transcription by RNA polymerase II; protein phosphorylation. Gene Ontology annotation, cellular component: transcription factor TFIIK complex; cytoplasm; nucleus.
CAACUGUCAAAAAAAAAAAUGACAACAUUUUGAAACUAGGAUUUCGUUUUGUGGUGUGUGUGGUUUGAAAAUUAUAAUAGCUGUGUAAUUAUUAAUUAGUGUACAAAAGCUGUAAAUAAUGACAAGAACAUAAUAGUUAAGUAGUUGAAGGAGAAAAGUAGUAGUAGAAAAAUAAAUUCACGAUGGAAGAGUCAGUUCUACGAUACGAAAAAAUUGACUUUCUUGGAGAAGGGCAGUUCGCCACAGUAUACAAGGCGCGGGAUGUAAAAACGGAUAAAAUAGUGGCCGUGAAAAAGAUCAAGAUUGGGUCUCGUAGUGAGGCGGCGGAUGGAAUCAACCGCACCGCUCUCAGGGAGAUCAAACUGCUGCAAGAAGUCCAGCAUAUCAACCUCAUUGGGUUACUAGAUGUCUUUGGGCAGAAAUCAAAUGUUUCUUUAGUAUUUGACUUCAUGGACACAGAUUUAGAAAUAAUUGUUAAGGACAACACCAUAGUACUUACUCCUGCCAAUGUUAAGGCUUACAUGAUAAUGACUCUCAGAGGCUUAGAAUACUUACAUCAAAACUGGAUCCUGCACAGAGAUCUGAAGCCCAACAACUUGCUGAUUAACAGGGAUGGAAUCCUCAAGAUUGGGGACUUUGGUCUAGCAAAGGCAUUUGGUUCUCCAACUAGAAUAAAUACUCAUCAAGUAGUGACUAGAUGGUACAGAUCUCCAGAACUCCUAUUCGGGGCUCGUCAGUACGGCACGGGCGUGGAUAUGUGGGCCGUGGGCUGCAUCCUCGCAGAGCUGUUACUCAGGGUACCCUUCCUGCCGGGUGAGUCCGACCUGGACCAGCUGUCACGCAUCUUCCAGGUCUUCGGCACGCCCGGCGAGGAGGAGUGGCCGGGCAUGAAGAGCCUGACAGACUACGUGCAGUUCAAGCAGUUCCCGCCGCAGCCGCUGCGGCACAUCUUCAGCGCGGCUUCCGACGACCUCAUCCAGGUGCUGGAGAGCCUGUUGGCGCUCUACCCGCCCAGCCGGUGCGACUGCACGCAGGCGCUGCAAAUGCCUUAUUUUAGCAACAAGCCAGCGCCAACUGUAGGCAACAAGUUACCGAUGCCCUCCAAUAUCAGCAAGAUUGAGGUGGAGAAGCCCUCACUCAAGAGGAAGCUGCUCGACAACAUCGACGGAGGCUCGCUCGCCAAGCGGCUGCAGUUCUGACCCACACCCACACUGACUUCCAACACACAACUCGACAAAAAGAGAACGACGUAGCUCUGUGUAUUAUCAGAAAUGUACGGACCAGUCGCCGACUAAUCGUUCGUUCGUUUUCGAUUCGCGUGCAUUUUAUUUGAUUGUCGCUUUUCUUAGUCAUUUGCAACAUCAACAUAAGAUUGAUAACAGUGUCGCUAAUGUGUUUCUCUUUUUUGUCGACUUGUUCUUUAGUAAAAUGACAGACGUGCAAUUAACUAUAGUAUAUGGAUGUUCGACGGUAAGUUUUCUGUACUUUUUUACUUGAUAUCGAUCGCAAAUGAUACUUUUAGGGUGUCACACUAUAGCAUAAUAUUUCCACUCUUCAUAGUCACGAACAAUCAAUGUUUCCCUUUAGAAAAAAUAUAAAUAACUGAUUUUAAUGUUUCACAAACUUGUAAUAGAAAAGCAGGACUUUCUCAAUUAGAUAUAAUAAAUGGAUGAUAUUGUAUUAUAGCUGGCUUUAUGUAUGUAUGUGCAUUGACGUGAAAUCAAGUGUAGUGUUUGUUGUAAAGACGUAAGUGGUUGUGAUGGUUGGGAAGAGAAAAGAUAAAUGAAAAUACGAUUUAUAAUAAAAGUAAAUAUAUUCUCUCAUCAUAUAUUA